Durusdinium trenchii is the source of this 324-nucleotide messenger RNA. The record is from the annotation of a GenBank genome assembly. NCBI's taxonomy places the organism in Eukaryota, Dinophyceae, Suessiales, Symbiodiniaceae.
AUGGUGAACAUCCCAAAGACGCGGAGCACGUAUUGCCGAAAGUGCAAGAAGCACACAACUCAUAAGGUCUCGCAGUAUAAGACUGGCAAAGCCUCCAAAACGGCGCAAGGUAAGCGCAGAUACGACAAGAAGCAAGCAGGCUACGGUGGUCAAACCAAGCCGAUCUUUCACAAGAAGGCCAAGACGACGAAGAAGAUUGUGCUCAAGUUUGAGUGCUCCAAGUGCAAGGCCAAGCGCAUGAAACCCAUCAAGCGGACCAAGCACUUCGAGCUGGGUACCGACUCCAAGAAGGGCAAGAAUGAGUACGGCGGCAAGUACCGAUAG